Amaranthus tricolor (Joseph's coat) is the source of this 2862-nucleotide messenger RNA. Its product is annotated as pentatricopeptide repeat-containing protein At4g21170. Gene Ontology annotation, molecular function: protein binding. The record is from RefSeq and is a predicted model, not a curated record. Lineage: Eukaryota; Viridiplantae; Streptophyta; Magnoliopsida; Caryophyllales; Amaranthaceae. Bases 22 to 1767 code for a protein of 581 amino acids. The transcript has 2 exons.
CCAACUCAACUUUUCACGAAAAUGCCUUCCACUCAAACCCGACAUUGCUACCAUUUCAUCAAAAAAUUCACCUCAAAUUCAUCAUCUUCGUCAACAAUUUCUUUAUCUUGGAGAGUUCGAGCUCAACAAAACCAACUCAUUUCACAAAUCUCAAAUAUUCUUCUUCAAAGACACAAUUGGGCACCCCUUCUUAAAACCCUUAAUCUUUCUCAUACACUAACUCCAUCAAUUUUCCUUCAAAUCCUCUACAAAACCCAGGAAAGCCCGCAAAUUUCCCUCAAUUUUUUCAACUGGGGAAAAACUAAUCUUAUUGGGUUUCAAGCAGAUCUCAAAAUUAACUGUAAAAUCUUCCAAAUUUUAAUUGGGUCGGGUCAAAUAACCCAUUUAAGUAAACCCUUUUUGGAAUCAUUUAUUGGGGUGGAUUCACCAACCCAUAUUGUUUCUUCCAUGUGCCAAGCUUGUAAAGGUACAGACUUGCACUCUAUUGCUUUUUCCUCAAUAAUAGAAUGCUAUGCUCAAAAAGGUUUUUAUUUAGAUGGUUUACAAGUGUAUAAGAAAAUUAUAUCAUAUGGUUAUUUGCCUAAAAUUAGAUGCUUGAAUGUUGUUCUUGAUGUUUUAGACCAUGCUGGUGAGUUCAGAUUGGCUUAUUGUUUGUAUGGUUCAAUGAUUCGAAAUGGGAUUCUUUUAGAUAUGAAUACUUGGACUGUUAUUGCUAGAAUCUUUUGUAAAAAUGGGAAAUUUGAGAACAUUGUCAAGUUAUUGGAUUUAGGUGUAUGUAAUUUGGUGAUUUUUGACUUAGUUAUUGAUGGUUAUAGUAGAAAUAGACAUUUUGAGGCUGCAAUUGAUCAAGUUAAUGAGAUGUGCAAAAGAAAUGUCCAACCGGGUUUUUCGACUUAUGGCUCCAUUCUUGAUGCAGCCUGUAAUUUAGGGAACACAAAGGUCAUAGAAAUAGUUACAUGUGCAAUGAGAGAGUCAAGGUUGCUUCCUGAAAACUUGUUUUUGGAGUAUAAUGAUGUUAUCAGGAAGUUUUGUGAUAUGGGAAAGUCGUAUGCAGCCGAGUUUUUGUUUAGUAGAGCACAAGUUGAAGGAGUUGAAUUGGGAGUUUCAACGUUCGAGGCUAUGUUGAGAGCAUUUUGUAGAGGAGGAAGAGUAAAUGAAGCAAUUGGGAUGUAUAAGAUCAUUACAAAGGAGAAGGCUAUGAUGAAGAAGAUUUGUUAUGAAGAAUUGGCGGAAUGUCUUUGUAAUGGUACUCCAUCGGAGAAUGUGAAUCAAUUAUUGAUUCGUUUGAUCAUGAAAGGGUUUUGUCCUUCUGUUUCGGGAAUUUCCAAGUUUAUGAUGAAGCUAGGUGGGAAAGAUGAAUGGAGCGUAGCCGAAGCUUUAUUGAAUGUAAUGUUGCAAGAAGAUAUAUUACCCGAUUCUGGUUGUUGUCAUUUAUUGGUAAAGCAUUACUGCUCUAUAAGUCAGGUUGAUUCGGCACUUUUGUUGCACAAUAAGGUCGAAAAAUCAGAUACACGAUGGGAUGUCACAACUUAUAACGUACUCCUUCGACAACUCCUUACUGAAAAGAGAAUUGAUGAUGCACUCUGCAUAUUCAAGUGCAUGAGGAGGAAUAAUGUAGUGAAUAGGGCGAGCUUUUUAGUCAUGAUUAGUGGAUUGGCUCAAGUUAAGGAAAUGCGAAAAGCUAUGCAAGUUCAUGAUGAUAUGCUGAAAAUGGGACUCAAGCCAAGUUCAAAAACCUACAAAAGCCUGAUAUCUGUUUUUAAAUGAUGCCUUGAACUAGGUUUACGAGUAUUUCUUUUCGACCUUGCUCGACCAUUUGUUUAGUGAAUUUCAUUUUCUGAUCGAGGUUAUCAAUGAAGGUCUUUGUGUUGCGUGAAACAGUAAAAGUAUUUAGUGGUAACACUAGAAUGUUCUAUGAGGAGGAUAUACCGGAUAUGAUGAUGAUGAUGUAAAGUGUAGAAUGGUGGAUGAGAAAGUAAUACUCGUGUCUCACUCUUUUAAGUAAAUGUGUUUGAUAACACAUAUGAGGUUGAGCCGAGGGUCCAACUAGCCCAACUACGUAUAUCCUUUGAUAAGGGUAUGGUUUGCUGUAUUCCAACCUUCUCCAUACCCUGAUUAUAGCUUCUAUGAGAGGGCUAUAUGGGUAUGAUGGUGAUGGUGAUGGUGAUGGUGAUGGUGAUGAUGAUGAUGAUGAUGAUGAUGAUGAUGUUGAGGUUGAGGCAAUUAGGAUACUGCUUUCAUACUAGAACAGAGACUGAAAAUGAAGAACUACUUCUAUUUGCAUUCUGCAUACCAGUGCAGUAAUCUGUAUUGUGCUUAUUGUACUAUGAGUAGUUGUAUACUGCUGAUUACAACUGGUAAUGGAAAAUUUUGAUCUGAAACUCUUAUUUGGAUGAAAGCAGUCUUAUUGUAGCCAAAUCUUUCUUUGUUAUAACCAAUGACCAUCAAUCAUAGUAAAAAAGAUGGUUUUGGUCAUGUUUGAACGUUCAUGAAACGGAUAUUGCAGAUGAUUUUGCAGUCUGCUCGACCUAUAUUUCAGUAUAAGCUUUAUCAGUGCAAAUGUACACCCAACAUUUAGAGGCCUUUUAUGACAUGCUUAUUUCCAUAAACUUUAUUAGUGUUAAUUUCUAGCUUUGUUUAGUUCACCAUUGAUGAAUUACCAAUUAUGUACGUGUUUGAUAAAUGAUUUUUUUACCCGACAUUUUGAUUUAUUGACUUUUGGCUAUCAACUUGUUGGUUGGUUAAAAAGCCAAAAAAAUGUUUGGUAAAUGGUUUGUAGUGAGCUAAUAAACUAAAAUGAAAAGACUAAUCUGGUCAGCUUUUUCUUUUUUUUAUUAGCGUUGGCCACUUUUUUAUAAUAAA